CAAGGAACAUGGAAAGAUAUCUCUUCCUAAACAAGUUUAACGUGACACUGCACAUCGAAAAGUGUACACCGUUAAAUAUUAUCAGGGCUAAUCCAUUUUUGCUGAUAUAUAGAGGUAAUGAAAGCCCUGCUUCUUCCGAGCAUAGAAAUAGUAUGCAAACAAUUGGUUGCAUAUGCCAGGAAAAAAGAAAAAUUUCUGGCAAACAUGCAGAUCUCCGUUACUACUACGGUUCCAUUGAAGUCGCAUGCCUCGAGAUCGGACUUGUCGAUAGUGGCUCUCAUGGCACAAAGGAGCUAAAUGAAGUAGGUAUCAAGGCGCCAAUAAUGAUGAAGAGCGAAGCUCUUCAAAUAUCGCAACAGUACGGUAUCAACAUGAGCGGUAUUAAGACUGUUGGCUUCAUGAUAUACGGUUUAAACUUGACUGAUCUUUUAGUGAACUUUGAAGGCUUAAUGUCUUUGGUCACUCGAUUAAAACGGCUGUGCUUGCCUGAAACGGUGGCUGAUACCCCUCGUCUUUUUCCUCUUGUUUUGAAACUGGUCUUUAAUGCAGUGCAAAUUGUCAAAGGUACCAUAAAUACCAUUAAAGAGGCAUCGACGUCUGUUUGUUUGGAUAAUGACAAUGACUUGCCAUUCCCUCUCCUCUUUGCUAUGUCAGCAGCAACAAAAGAAAAACUCCUGAAGAUGAUUAGCUGAUACCAUCAUGCCUUAUGCUUUCCUAUCCUUAUGCUCUCCUAUCACUAAACCUUCCUACUGUCUCUACCAAUCCUUAAAUAUCAAAUAUUCUUUUACCUCCUAUACCUUUCCGC
This is a messenger RNA of Rhizopus microsporus ATCC 52813, 805 nucleotides long. RefSeq lists its product as uncharacterized. Bases 9 to 692 code for a protein of 227 amino acids. NCBI's taxonomy places the organism in Eukaryota, Fungi, Mucoromycota, Mucoromycetes, Mucorales, Rhizopodaceae. The record is from RefSeq and is a predicted model, not a curated record. The transcript has 3 exons.